This is a messenger RNA of Clupea harengus (Atlantic herring), 1320 nucleotides long. RefSeq lists its product as uncharacterized. The record is from RefSeq and is a predicted model, not a curated record. Lineage: Eukaryota; Metazoa; Chordata; Actinopteri; Clupeiformes; Clupeidae.
GAUAGCCACACUCCCGAAGACACACACACACACACACACACACACACACACACACACACACACACACAUACAGUCAUAGGUGCAUGCUUGUGCAUUGUACAUAGCAACACACACAAACAACAGACACACACUCACACAAACACUAGCAAAAGUAAACAAAUAUUGGGAACGGCAAACUGUCACAUCCAGAGAUCACCCUGGACAACAGGAAAUGAUGAUGGCGUAGGAACCGAAGAUGCUGAUUGGUGUGGAAGGGCUUUAGCCUGGCCUAUAAAACGGCUCCAGUGAAGUGGACAUGAAUAUCGAGAGGGAAAGAACAACACUCACAAUUUCAAAGCACUGGAAUUUCAUCAGUCGAGUUUGCCCCAAAGAGAAGAUGCUGAGCUGGAGCUGGCUGUUUCUCUGCUGCCUGCCUGUGGUCGCUCUUCCACUCCAAGAGGACGAGCCUGACACCCUCUCUCAGAGUCGGACAGAAUCCCAUGUUUGGCCCCGUAAGGCCAUUUUGCCUGGUGAAGCUCCACCACAGCAAAGUCAUUCAGGGGACGCUGUGGCCCCCAGGAGGACUGAGAGCUUCCCUGGAAGUAACACACCACUAGACCGCUUAUCCAUCAGCCCUGUGGACCCCAAGAGAAGCCGACAAAGGAGGAUAAAAGGAGGCCAGAAGAGAAGAAAUGGCCGAGUUGAUCAAGCACAGAACCCUCUCAACCAGGUCAGAAGCAGACAGUCUGGACAAGCAGACUUGAUCAGGAUUACUGAGAGUGACCCUGCUGACCAGACAAAGACUGGGAGCAGAACCUCCACUGACCAGCCCAAUGUCCGAGAUGGUCUGCCAGGAGACUCUGUUAAGACUGGAAUUAACACCCCCAGGAGCAGAAUCCACACAGGAUUUGGUAGUCCCAUUGACCGAAUUGGAAUCAGCCAGUUCCCAAGCAGAAAGGGUUAAAUAGUGAGGUUACUGCACUUAGUGGGCUAGUUUGUCAACUAUACACAGGCUUUCAUAUAAUUCUUCACCAUAGAACCGUUCUAACUCAUCAACUUCAAAAAUGAUAUAUGUACAACUGGACAGAUUAUUGAGUUGUUCUGUUUUUCAUAGAAAUUCACAGUGAGGAGAAGCAUACAGGAAAAUAACAUAUAACAAAGAGACGAAAGGUUUUGAGUAUUUGCCUUUGUAAAGACGUUGUAAAAGUAAAAGUAAAAGCACUGGUUUAUACGGAUGAAUGUGGCACUUAAUAAAAUUAAACGAAAAUAAAUUUCUCAACGGAACAUUUUAUUAUGACAAUUUUGUUAUGACACUAUCAUAUUAGAGACAACACAAUCGUG